This is a messenger RNA of Eruca vesicaria subsp. sativa (arugula), 797 nucleotides long. NCBI's taxonomy places the organism in Eukaryota, Viridiplantae, Streptophyta, Magnoliopsida, Brassicales, Brassicaceae. The record is from the annotation of a GenBank genome assembly.
CGGUUCCACAUUUUUCUCCUUACUUGUUGCGAAGACAGAAGUGUUAACACAAAGAAAUAGAGAGUGAAGAGAGAAGAGAGAAGAAACAAAAAAAAAAUGGAGAAGAGUGGAAGAAAGGUAAUGGAUGAGAUAAGAAGCUUUGAGAAGGCAAAUUUGUUCGAUCUUGGUCAUCCUCUUCUCAACCGCAUCGCCGACUCCUUCGUCAAGGCCGCCGGUGUCGGAGCAUUACAAGCUGUGUCUAGGGAAGCUUACUUUACGGUGGUUGAUGGUUUUGACUCGAGCAGCAUGGGUCCACCGUCUGAGAACACCGGCAGCAAGAAACGGUUCCCUAAUCUGAGAGGGGAAAACAGCAGCAAAUCUCUGGAGGCAUUGGUGAAAAAUACAGGAAAGGAAUCUCUCCAAUGGGGGCUAGCAGCUGGAUUAUACUCUGGUAUAACUUAUGGUAUGAAGGAGGCUCGUGGAGGAGCUCAUGAUUGGAGGAACAGCGCAGUGGCUGGAGCAUUGACAGGGGCGGCAAUGGCCAUGACAACCUCGGAGAGAACUAGCCAUGAGCAAGUGGUUCAGUCUGCUCUUACUGGAGCAGCCAUUUCCACCGCUGCUAAUCUCCUUUCCAGCGUUUUCUAGAUGAUUUUCAUUAGAAAGUUGUUAUAAUUUGUGUUAAGUUUUAACAUAAAUGUCUUCUUUAAAUUUCUCUACGUGCAUGUUAAGACUAGGCUUUGUCUGGAACUAUGAAACCAAAUUUCUCUACAUGCAUGCUUUGCUAAGACUAGUUCACAUCUUUUGGUCUAGAAGAAAAU